GUAUAUCAAGUUUUUAAUAGUAUAUCGGUAUAUCGAAAGAUCAGACAUUGACAAAAUUAGUUGUAAAGGUUUGUAAAGGUUUAUUUUAACAAUUUCACCUUUACGCAGCUCAUUUUUUCUACAGUAGAGUAUUUUUUUGAAUAUUGUGCUAGAUAUUAUUUUUUCGUACAGUAAGAUAAACAAAAAAAAACGAUAGUUAACAUACGAAAUUUUUUGGUAAAUGAAAAACUGAGAUUUGUCAACAGGAUUAAAGUUUCAUGCCAAUUUGUUAAAAGUUUAAUGAGAGGGUUUGUUUGGGUUGGUAAUAUUUGUAAGAGGUAAUUAAUUAUUAUAAAGCCGCGCGCGAGACGCGAAAUAGGUUGGAAUGUUACACAAAACUAUACAAUUAAGUUCAAAACCUGUGUACGACAAUCAAAAAAUUUCUUUCCUUCAUUAGAAUGUCGACUUUAUAUUUUCGCAUUUUCAAAAAGUCAACGAAUAAAUUAAAAUAUUUGACUUCAUAUAAACUAUAUAUUACCUCUUUGAAAAGAUAUUACAGCUCAACAAUAUAUUAUAAGGAAUGUGCUUAUGGCUCCAAAGUUUUAGAAACUUUGCAAAAAAAUAGACCCGUUAUAAUUUUAGAAUCUACUAUAAGUCAUGGUGUGCCGUAUCCUCAGAAUUUAGCAAUAGUAACUGGCAAUAAACCUGCGACUACAGCCACUUUAGACGGAAAAAUUAAUGCUUAUCGUAAUAGGCUAGAAACAUUUGCGCGAAGAGAGCUAGAGACAAGAAAAAAUUUUCGUGCUUCACAUGAAUUAAUAGAGACUUCAACAUUUUCUAGAUCAAUAUUUACAGCUUAUCGCGCGGUCACGGAUUUAAGUACUGAUUUGGUCGAAUUAGAAAGAAUUCCUAUAGCCGUUGUAUGUACAGGUGCAAGAAUCAAAUCAAUUUGGAAUAUCAGGGAAACUUUAGAAUAUUUGGAAACCCAAGGUGUAUUAGUAUCAAUAUUUGGUGAAAUAAAAAAAUAUUUUCAAGCCCUUUUUAUUCUAAAGAAUGGAUUCAAGAGUCAAUUAAAUUUAAAAUCUAUCAAAGAGAGUGUUGGUUUAAUAAAUGCAAGUACAAAUAGUGGAUUGGCCAUAUCAACCCCAAUAUCAACUGCUAAUUCUGAUGAAACACAAAGAACAAUAGAUACCACUUUAGCUGAAGCAAAAGAAAUUAGUGAAAAUAAUGGGGUAUCAUUAAGAAUUAAUCAAGCAUAUUCUUUAAAAUCAAAUAUUCCGUUAGUAAAGAAUAAUGCAAAAAUUAAUGGAAAUUCUAAACUAGAAUUAAAAGGCGAGUUUAAAAAAAAGGUUCCAGCACCUUUCUUACAAGAAUAUGAAAAACCGUCAACUUCGUCAAUAUUUAAUCAAGAGUUAAUAAUAGUUGGUGGAACAGCAGUUGACAUUACAUCGACAUUAGAUCCUUUCAUUACUGAUUAUGUUAAAACAUCAUCACCCGGUACAAUAAGGCAAUCUAUUGGAGGAGUAGGAAGAAAUAUUGCAGAAACAUCAUUUAGGCUUGGAGUCAAUCCAUUAUUUAUAUCAGCAAUUGGAAAUGACUUAAGUGGAAAUUGGUUAAAAACUAAGUUUGAAAAAAUUGGAAUGGAAACUGGUGGACUACAAAUUAUCAAUAACGAGUCAACUGCAGUAUAUAAUGCAAUACAUGAUUCCAGUGGAAAUUUAAUCUGUGCUGUUGCUGAUAUGAAAAUAUUUGAUUAUUUAUCAUCUGAUAAGGUAAAAAAGUUUAAAUUUUGGUAUUUUUUAUAUUUUUAAUUAAAUUUAUAUGUUUAUAGAUUAGCCAAACAAUUAAGAUGGGCAAACCAAAAUUAGUUUGUUUUGAUGGAAAUAUUUCUGCAGGAUGCAUAUAUAAUAUUUUAAAUACUUGUAAAACUUAUAAUAUAUCAACAUUUUUUGAAACAACUUCUAUAUCAAAAUCUUUAAAAUUAUUGGAAAAUUAUGAACAAUUUAUUCAAUUAUUAUCAUCACAAUCAUUAAAAUAUAUUUCACCAAAUAGUUUUGAAUUGAAAAC
Messenger RNA from Rhizophagus irregularis DAOM 181602=DAOM 197198, 2046 nucleotides. The record is from RefSeq and is a predicted model, not a curated record. NCBI's taxonomy places the organism in Eukaryota, Fungi, Glomeromycota, Glomeromycetes, Glomerales, Glomeraceae.